AUGCCUGUCAGAAAGGAUCCUGUGACCUCUCCCCGCCCCGCCCCUCAACCACCUUCCUCACAAUGGGGUUCAUUGCUGAGGUGGGAGGGGCAGCCUAGGGAGGGCACAGCGUGGGGCCUGCCUGCCAGACAACCUCGGGGAGCCUGUCCUUUCAAGCAUGAGCCAUACCAUCUGGGCUCCCCGACUCCCAGUGUGCUCUUAGCUCUGCCCGCCUGGCGUGGGGUCCUGGAGACCUUCUUGGAGCUCAUCCAGCAACCAUCACGCAGGGUGGUGCUGGGGACCGCCCUCUUACUCGGAGGUGGAGCCCUCAUGUUGUGGAUGCAGAGGAAGAGGAGAAGGAAGGUAGAUUCUGAGGCUGCACAAGACGAGCAGGAGCCACCAGAAAGCGACAAAGCAAGGAAGGAGAGCUGGAUCAAAUCGCACUUCAGCUGUCUUUCCGAAGAGAAGCUGGCUGCCGGCAGCAGCCCCACCUGCAGCCACAGCGCCGGGGCCUGCAGCAGCGGUGCUGCUGCCCAGCCUGAGAGCGGCAGCGGGGAGGCCAGCACCACGAUUCCUGUGGACACCUUCACCACGAGGCAAGGAGAAGAGGGCACUGCUCUUCACCGGGAGCCCUUGACCAGCAAGCAGAGGAUGUCUGGGACCUCAGUGACCAAAGAGACCCACGAGGAGUCUGGGAAAUCCUCGUCCACGGAUGAGGCCAUGUGGGCCGCCGUGGCUGCCUGUACCGAGGAGAUUGACACCAAGGGGCAGCAGCUGGCUAUCUCCAUGUUGCAGCGUGCCAUGGCUUGCCAGAACUCAGGCCACCUGGAGUCCAAGGACAUCAGCCAGGAGGAGCUGAAGGCCCUCGAGGAGGUGGAGAUGAAGCUGAAAGGGAAUUUCCUCACCCAGCAGGAAACCACCACAGCUGGUGCCAACCACAUGCACACCUUCCAUAGCCAUGGCCACCAGGGUUAUCCAAGCCACCCGAGCCACCCGUGCCACAGCCCGCCGAACAGCAGCCACCAGGCCUACCAGCCCUUUAAAGCCACCUAACCACAGAUGGAGAUGCCCCUUCCCCCCACAGGGCUGGCACGCAAUCACAGGCAUCCUAUGUGGUCCGGCUCUCCGAUGGGGCAAACUGUGUGGCCCAGAUGCUGCUUAAAUCCCUGCUUCGUCAGGCCCUCACAGGGGUCCCGGGUCCCUUGGAUUCUGUGAGCGGAGUCUGCCACUGAUGGCCCCUGAUGGAGGGAGAGCUGGGGGGAAUUGAAGCAGCUGAGACAGACUCGCAGGCCACGGAAGACCCAGCAAGAGAGGAUGCGCGAGGCAGAUCCCAGGAGCAGCUGAGAGCACCACGCUGAUGCCAGCUGCCUGGAACUGAGCCAAUAAAGCC
This is a messenger RNA of Lagenorhynchus albirostris (white-beaked dolphin), 1369 nucleotides long. RefSeq names its product chromosome 16 C10orf62 homolog (gene C16H10orf62). The record is from RefSeq and is a predicted model, not a curated record. The coding region runs from base 1 to 1032 and encodes 343 amino acids. The transcript has a single exon. Lineage: Eukaryota; Metazoa; Chordata; Mammalia; Artiodactyla; Delphinidae.